Messenger RNA from Periophthalmus magnuspinnatus, 6593 nucleotides. RefSeq names its product HEAT repeat containing 1 (gene heatr1). The transcript has 44 exons. Gene Ontology annotation, biological process: positive regulation of transcription by RNA polymerase I; maturation of SSU-rRNA from tricistronic rRNA transcript (SSU-rRNA, 5.8S rRNA, LSU-rRNA). Gene Ontology annotation, molecular function: snoRNA binding. The record is from RefSeq and is a predicted model, not a curated record. Lineage: Eukaryota; Metazoa; Chordata; Actinopteri; Gobiiformes; Gobiidae. Gene Ontology annotation, cellular component: small-subunit processome; t-UTP complex; 90S preribosome. The coding region runs from base 68 to 6505 and encodes 2145 amino acids.
CGGUGCGUGGUUCCGGGCUUCACAUGUGAUUUUCUCAAACCGCUGAAAACAUUGGAAGAAAGGAAAGAUGACGUCUCUGUCGCUGCAGUUGAAGCGUUUGGCUCUGCCUCAGACCGACCCAAACCUCUUCACCAGAAAACAUGUCGCCUCUUUAUUAUUCGAUCCCAAAGAGGCCGCCACCAUGGACCGGGCCAUCUUCUAUGCCCUGGGCUGUACAGGGCUGGAGGAGCUGUUGGGAAUCGAACCCUCGCUCUUGGAGUUCCAGCACACUCUGUUCAGUUCCUCCUCUGUGACUCUAGAGCGCAGUGUUCAGACCAAAGACAUAAACGCCAAACUGGAUCGGGACAUUUCUUUGUUUCUGAACCGAGUGUCUCCGUACUUCCUCCUCAAACCCACGCACAAGUGUCUGGAGUGGCUCAUCCACCGGUUCCAUAUCCACCUGUAUAACGUGGACAGUCUGAUCGCCUGCGUUCUCCCGUUUCACGAUUCCAAAGUUUUCGUCAGAGUGAUCCAGCUGCUGCAGUUAGAAGAGCCAACCAACAGGUGGAACUGGCUGCACUGUCUGCAGAAGCCUGGGGUCCCUCUGUCCAAACUGACUCUGGUGACUCACUGUCACAAAGACCUGGGCUUCAUGGACUUCAUCUGCAGCAUGGUCUCCAACUCCAUCCAGGCGUUCUCCGACUGCGAUGGCGGCGGCGGCUCUCAGCUCAGAGUCAUUUUCUCGUUUUUCGCCUCGACGAUUGUGUCGGCUCUGGACUCAACAGAAACUAUCAGUGACACCAUCAUCACCAAACUGCUGCCAUAUGUACAGAAGGGUCUUCGGUCCUCUCUUCAGGACUUCCGCGCCUCGUCCCUCAUGAUUCUGUGUCAGCUCUCAGUGAAGGUGGUGAUGGAGAAGGUCCUGGUCCAGUCUCUGUCCUUGGUCCUGUGCAAGUCCCUCAAAGACAAAGUCCUGGUCCGAGAAGGUCUGGGGGCUCUGAUAGUUCUGCUCCAAAACCAGGAACACGCCGGGCCUAAACACAAGGCUUUGUCUCGUUUGAUGUCGGCCCCAGACCUGGUUUCUUCUUUGGAGGCAAUGUCUCAAACUCAUGAUGUGUCUCCACUGCUGCGCCACCUGCUGCCUCACCUCAUGAACUGCACCUUCAGCUCAGGUGAUGGCACUGAUGCGUGUUCUUCGGCCGAGCUCCUACAAAACCUGCUCACAUGUGUCCCUCUGACCUCUAACCUCGACCUCACCUUGUCCCGUCUGCUGGUGGACCUGUACCUGUCUCAGUCCGGACUCUCACAGGAGGAACUUGAGGAAUUGAACCAGCGACUGCUCCCUGUUCUCCGGCUGCUCGAGGCUAAGUAUAACUCGUCUCUAGACCGGACCCUCGCUUCUCGUGUCUCUGACCUCAGCGAUGACCAAAAGCCUCUGUUCCAUCAGCUCCUAUCACUGUCUGCCACCAGCGGGAAGUUCCAGAUCGUCGGGGACACAGACACGUCUCUGCUGCUCAGUCUGAACCAUCCUCAGUCCUCCAUCCGCGUCAUGGCUCUGGAGAAACUCAAAGAUCUGAUCACGAGCGGCCAGGGAGCGUCUGUGGAUCAGGAGUUUCUGAAGUCGUCUGUGUUUGAGCGACUCCGGGAUGAUGAGCCCUCAGUGGUGUCUGCGGCUCUGGAACUACUACAGUUGUUGCUGGAGCGUUUCGACCCUGAGGACACAGUCUCGUCUCUGCUGUCGCUGCUGAACAGAGCUGAGGUUUUCUACUCUCAGGACUGGUGCCCCGUUCUCUCUGAAGCGGUGCGUUUACUGUCCGUACCCGCCCUGGUGCAGCCCGCCGUACCCGCCCCGGGGCAGCCUGUCGCAGACUCAGACCGGUUGUUCUUCAAGCUCCUUCCCCUCACGGUGCCUUCAGGGGCUGCGGACUCGGUUCAGUUUAAACUGGCUCUGAGUCUGUCCCAGUGUGCAGUGAUCCAACAGCACCCACUCACGGCAGGAUGGAGAUCAGACCUGGAGGAGGUGCUGCGGUCCGGUCCAGCCCAGGGUCCAGACCAGGUCUUGGUCCUCGUCCAGACUCUGGUCUCGAUUCUGAAUAGAAACCUGGAGAAUAUGGACACCUUCAUCAGGCGGCACACGCUGGACUCCCUGUGUUCCUGCGUGGAGCUCCUCUCUGAGUCUGGCUCUAGUCCAGACCGGACCCCGCUCCUGGUCCUAAUCCAGACUCUGGUCUUGGGUCUGAGGAAUCUAACAGACACCCACCACCUCCUCACAGCAAGACGCAUCUACAGACUGAUACAACAGCACCUGGAGGAGAGGCGCAAGGAGCUCAGCCAGGAGCCUGUGAGUGUCCCAGCCCUUGAUCCCGUCUCUUUCUCUGAUUGGGUGGGUCUGUACCUGCGGAAUAGUGACGGACAGGUGGAGUUCAGUCUGGUCCUCGUCUCAGUUCUGUCCCAGUUCAUCCAAGAACUCAAGAGUCCAGACCAGGCCUUCAAAGAUGAGGAGUGGUGGAACCCCGAGCAUCUGGACACUAACACCUGCUGUUACCUGGAGCUGCUCGCUCAGAUGCUGUGUCUUCUGAUGGGCGGGGCUUCAGACGGACCAAUCACAGCGCAGUACAGACCACUGCUGAAGCUCCUCUUUAAGGUGCACCUGGGUUCUCCACUGCUCGUCUUUCGUUUUCUGUCCCUGAUCUGGAGCUGCAACGCUCUCCAGGGCGACCAGUUGGAGGGGCGGGGCCAUGUGCAUCUGGGGCCGGUGCUUCAGAUGCAGGCGCUGCUCGUGGGCGCCGCCCUGCUGGAAAACCAGAGCUCAAAGCAACUACAGGAGGUGUUCCUGAAGACACCCGUUUUUCCAUCUGUUUUGGUCGCUCUCUCGUCUCCGCUGCGUGAUGUGCGGAGGGCGGGGCUUAGCGUGCUCAGGAGCCUAUCAGCGUGCGGCUCCUCUCCUUUUCAGCCAAUCGUGGAGCGGUUGUUGAGGACGGGGGAGGAGCUGGUGGCAGACUGCAGUUACCUGAGCUGUGCACUGGAGGCGCUGUACUCUGAAGACUCCGCCCACAAACCGGAAGUGAGCGGCGCCUACGGGAAGCUGCUCCAGAGUAUCCAAUCAGAACACUGCCCCUCCAGCACAGCCUGCGCCCUGCUGAGAGCGCUCUGCAACGUCCAUGGACAGGACGUGCUGUCCUUCCUCCUCCCCGCACUGGACCGGUUGCUCGCAACAGUUGGCCCAGAUUCACCGUCACUGCUCCCAGACGAGGCCCGGCUCCUCGCUCUGCUCCUGGGGAAGUUCAGCCCCGCAGCAGCGCCCCUACUGGUCACAGACGCACACUGCAGAGAGCUGUUCCUCAGAGCCAUAAAGACCAAACCCCACCAGAACCAGGGACCAAACAAGGAGCUGAGUGUCCAGAUGUGUGCGCUGGAGCAGAUCUCAAGGAGUUUCUUUUCCGCUCUGAACGAGGAAGUGCAGCAGCUCCUCCUGUCGGCCAUGUUUGACGUGUUGGAGGACAGCCCCGCCCCUCAGACGGCUCAGACAGUCGCUAGUGUCUUUAAGCAGCUGUCGUUGGACGCUGGUCUUGUGGCGUCUGAACUCUGUCCUCCUGAAAAACCCACAGCUGCAGUUUCAGUUCAACAAACGCGACGCAGUAAAAUCAUGUUAAAGAGUCGAAAGGCGGUGGACAGUGGCAGUAUUCCGUCUGUGGGGGGCGCCGUCUCGUGGCACAGAGUCACGCUGAUCCUGGAACUGCUGCAGCACAAAAAGAAGCUGAGCCGACCUCAGAGCCUGAUCCCUGCCCUGUGCACCCUCCUCCAGAGGCGUCUGGAGGCGUCUGUGGAGGACCAGGCCUCAGUGGAGUACACCAAGCAGUUGCUGCUCAGCGUCCUACUGAACAUGUGCAAAAAACUGUCCCCAGAUGGAGCGCCCAUCCCUCCAGACGUGUUGGACCCAGAGCGCCUCUCGGUGGAGCUAGUGGUGCAGUGCAUCCGAUCGUCUGAAAUGUCCCAAACUCAUCACCAGGCUCUGCUCCUGCUCAGUGCCCUGGCUCCUAUUUACCCGGAGAAGGUCUUGUUGAACAUUAUGCCGAUCUUCACGUUCAUGGGAGCAAACAUCUUGAGGUUGGACGACGCCUACAGCUUCAGAGUCAUCGAUAAAACUGUUCAGAUGGUCAUUCCCGCCAUCAUCAAGGCUCAAGACUGGUGUGGUCCAGACUCCCCUCAGAUUCACGUUGUGGUCACGAGGGUCGUGCACGUGUUUGUGGACGCUCUUCCUCACGUGCCUGAGCACCGCAGAGUCCCGGUCCUGGUCCAGCUCCUGACCACCAUCGGACCGGACCGCUUCCUCUGGGUCUUAUUGGGUCUACUCUUCAAGCAACAAAGUACUACAACUACUACUGCAAAUACUGCGGAGGAGAAGGACGCGGCUCUGGAGCGGGAUUGGGACUUGUGGGUCUCUGUGUGCUGUGAGUUUGGGGUUAAAGUCCAGAUCCAGUCCUUGGUCCAGGUCCUUGUUUUCCUGCAGCAGCUUCCUCACGACAAAGACGAAGUUCCAGAGAAGCGUGUGUCGGGUCGCAGAGCCGUGCAGAAGCCUGAGGCGCAGCAGGAGAAGAUGGAGGAUCUGAUCUUUAACGUCGAGACUCACUCCAGCAAAGAGCUCCGCCAUUUUAAAUAUUUGAGUGUGACCUUCUGCGCUCACCUUCUGGGGUCAAACCGCUUCAUACAGAAGAUGCUGGAGCUGGGGCAGAGCGGAGCAGCAGAUCAGAGUCUACAGCAGCAGCAGCAGCGGCUCCUGGAGGAGAUCCUGCGCUUCAUCCACGCGGUGGCUCAGUGCGUCGAGCUGAACUCGGACAAACCCACAGCCAAGUUCUGGAGAGUGCUCCUCAACAAGACCUACGAGCUCCUGGACAAGGUGCACGCACUGCUGCCUUCUGAUUCGUUCAUCACUGUGACCCGGGGGCUGAUGGCAAAUGAAGUCGCUAAUGUUCGACGGAAAGCUCUGGAACUACUCAACAACAAACUGCAGCAGAAGACCAGCUGGGAGCCACAGCAGGUCUCCCUCCUCCUCUCACUCCUCCCUGACCUCCUGACCUGCGUGACCUCCUCUGACCCCGCGGUGAACCGUCAGACCGCUCUCUUCUCGCUGAAGCUUCUUUGUCGUCUUUUCGGUUCCUCUGAACCUCAGUCGUUCGCUCCCGUGAUGGAGGCCGCUGUGGCUAUUGUCACCGAGACGGAGGAGGACCGGAACAUCAUGGCAACGGCGCUGCAGUGCGUCGCCGAGUGCAUCACGGCUAUGAAGGCGCUCGCCGUCCCCCAUCUGCCCAGCCUGGUCCCUGCAGUGCUAACCACUCUGACAGACCGGAAAGACUGUCUCUCCUCUGAAAUCUACCUCCUGAGCUCCGUCACCGCUCUGCACCGGAUCACUGAGACCCUCCACUGCUUCACCAGCCCCUACCUGCAAGACAUGAUAGAGCAGGUGUGUCGUCUCUCGCGUCUGGCUGAAGUCUCCGCCCCUUCUCCACACCUCGCCGUUCGAUUGACGGCACUUCGUUUGACCAUAGCGACCAAAGUCCCGCCCAGAGUCCUGUUACCCACGGUUACCAAGUGCUACGCCAGACUGGUGCAGGACCAGAAGAACCAGCUGGUGGCGCUCAUGAGCAUCCUGCAGGAGCACAUCGGCCACAUGGACAGAGAUCAGCUGACCCUCCACCAAUCAGAGCUCACCACUUUCUUCCUGACUGCGCUGGACUUCAGAGCCAUGCACUGCCAGGAGGACCUGGAGAAGGCUCAGAAGGUGGAGGGAGCAGUGAUCGACUGUCUCCUCGCUCUGGUGCUCAAGCUCUCUGAGGUCACCUUCAGACCUCUGUUCUUCAAGUUGUUGGAGUGGAGCAGGAGUGCCCCUUCUGGGCAGAAGGAGCGGGUGCUCACGUUGGUGCGUCUGUGCGAUGCUGUUGCUCUCAGGCUCAAAGGGCUCUUUGUCCUGUUCUCAGGGAACCUCCUCCCACUGUUCUGUGACCUCCUGACCCUGAAGAGCAGUCAGGCUCCUCUGUUCCAGUUGGAGGAGAAGACUUCUCUGUUGGUCUCGUUGGUUCUGGACUGUCUCCAUAAGAUCUGCCUCUACGACACACACAAGUUCCUGAGCCGCGAGAGAGCCGAGGCCCUGAUGACUCCUCUGGUUGACCAGCUGGAGAACCUCCAGGGCGGGGAGGGAGAGUACCAGCGCAGAGUGGCCCAGAGUCUGGUGCCGUGUCUGGGGCAGUUUGCUGUGGCUCUGGCUGAUGAUUCUCAGUGGAAGUCCCUCAACUACCAGGUCCUACUGAAGACCAGGCACACAGACCACAAGGUGCGUCUCUCCGCUCUGGCCUCUCUCCUCGAGCUAUGUUCCAAACUCAGAGAGAAUUACCUGGUGCUGCUCCCAGAGACUGUGCCCUUCCUGGCGGAGCUCAUGGAGGAUGAGAACGAGGAGGUGGAGAAGGAGGUGCAGCGGGUGGUGCAGGAGAUGGAGAAUGUGCUCGGAGAACCUCUACAGACCUACUUCUGAAGAACCUACAAAAGAACCUACAAAAAAAAACCUACAGAUGAACAUGCAGAACUGCAGAAAUGAAUCAUAAAUAAAUAAUCACAUUAUU